Molecule: messenger RNA, 2061 nt
Organism: Pyrus x bretschneideri (Chinese white pear)
Lineage: Eukaryota; Viridiplantae; Streptophyta; Magnoliopsida; Rosales; Rosaceae
Product: lactosylceramide 4-alpha-galactosyltransferase-like
Exons: 1
Coding region: 58-1380 (440 amino acids)
Source: RefSeq, a predicted model, not a curated record
UUCAUCAUAUUAAGAUCAAUACUUUCUCCAAAAAGUUCCUUACCCAAAUUUACCCUCAUGUCUGUCAAAAGAUUAAUUUCACAAAAAUUUACCCUCAUGUCAGUCAAAAGAACGCCAGAAAAUGUACUGUUGGAUUAUAGGCUGCUCAGCCGCACAGCCAAAUCCUCCAUCUUCUCCACCGUCUCAUUUGCCGCCAUAUUUUUUAUCAUCUAUGCAGACAGCGUUAUUUCCAACCUUUCCAUGCAAAGAGUUGUCCCGAGCAAUCAUGAAAUUCUUGACCAUGAUCACCAGACUCAAAUUCCUGAAGAGCAAAUCAAAUCAACGUCACAGCUUCCGAAUAUGCAAGCAAAUAUUGAUAACAUUGAAGAUGAAAUUCAUGAUCGUUUGGUUCCUCCGGAAAAUGCCUCACAAGAAGAAAGGCUAGGGUGGUUCCGGCGAAAACUGCCGGAGCUUGAGAUACUACACUCUGACAACUUGACAAAGCAAUUCCACGGUCGAGUGCUCGAGUUCCUUAACACUGGAUGCAGCUCUAAGUUCUAUAUGAUAUGGCUUUCACCGGCAAAGUCAUUUGGGAAAAGAGAGUUCUUGGCCUUGGACACCCUCUUCAAGUCCAACCCUCAAGGCUGCUUGGUGAUCGUAUCGAAAUCCAUGGAUUCCGAAAGAGGGUACAGAAUCCUGAAGCCACUGCUGGACAGAGGAUUCAAAAUACUAGCAAUCACGCCGGACUUGCCCUUUUUGGUCAAGGACACGCCGUCUGAAUCUUGGCUUGAGGAAUUGAAGAGUGGGGGGAAGGACCCAGGUUACAUCCCAUUACCUCAAAACCUAGCAAAUCUUAUUAGGCUUGCAAUGCUGUACAAGUAUGGAGGCAUAUAUUUGGACACUGACUUCGUAAUAUUGAAAGAUUUUUCGGGGCUGAGGAAUGCAGUUGGAGCACAAAGUAUAGAUAAGAACUCCAAACAAUGGACUACACUAAAUAAUGCAGUGAUGAUUUUCGACGUAAACCAUCCGAUUCUCGUGAACUUUUUAGCCGAAUUUGCUAAAACUUUUAAUGGGAACAAAUGGGGUCACAAUGGACCUUACUUGGUUUCGAGGGUAAUUGAGAGAGUUGGAAACACACCAGGUUACAACCUUACAAUCUUGCCUCCCAAGGCAUUUUAUGCGGUGGACUGGGUUCGGAUACACAGGCUUUUCAGGAAGCCUAAGAAACGAUCAGAGUCAAGAGCGGCGAAAAUCAUUCUAAAUGAGCUAAAUGACGGGGAGACUUAUGCCCUGCACUUGUGGAACAAGCGAAGCCGUAAGUUGGUUAUUGAAGAGGGAAGUGUCAUGGCUAGAUUAAUAUCAGAGCAUUGUGUCAUUUGCCAGGACAUAUAUACUUCCUAAAGAAGAUUUAUAUUUUGUAAUAUGGUGAAGGGGAAGCUACUUUUAAGCAUAUCAACUCAUCUGUGGCAAAGCCGCUGCAGAAAUGAAAGAAAGAACAGAAGCUUAUUAUUCCGAACCAAACUGAAUUGGUAUUUUAGGUUUGAAUAAGUCCCAAGGCCAGGAAAGCUGUUAUCUUUUGCCAAAGAUUUGUAAUUUUCGGUCUUUUCCUUCAAGAUGUUCUAUUUCUCCAGUUUCAAAUGUAAAACGAUCGCUGCUUUAUAUUUAUAUGUAGUUGUAGAUGUUCUAUAUUACAAAUACAUCUGUAAUGGUUCCCUCCGUUUCGAAGAGUGUUCAUAAUUUAGAGGAUCUAGCUAAUAUAAGGCCCGGUAUUUCUAUUUCGAAGAGCGUUCAAAAGUCAUAAAUUUUGGAAUAACCAUUGGCAGUUACUGGUUAAGGAAUCAUUACCCUUUUUUUUUUUUUUUUUUUUUUUUUGAACAAACAAUAUUAUUUACACGAAGGGGGAGGGAUGGGCUAGUAAUAAUGUGGUUCAAAUUCACUUUUGGUAAGAAUCGAAUCUAAAACCUCUCACUUACAAAUGAAGAGGAAUACCAUUAGACCGUAGUACUAAGUGACAAAGGAUCAUUACUAUUAGAAGUCAAAACAUAACUAAAAAGCAAUCAUUUACUCAGGAUAUCAAGAGCU